This is a messenger RNA of Leguminivora glycinivorella, 3981 nucleotides long. RefSeq names its product aldehyde oxidase 1-like. NCBI's taxonomy places the organism in Eukaryota, Metazoa, Arthropoda, Insecta, Lepidoptera, Tortricidae. The record is from RefSeq and is a predicted model, not a curated record. The coding region runs from base 1 to 3792 and encodes 1263 amino acids. The transcript is spliced from 19 exons. Gene Ontology annotation, molecular function: FAD binding; 2 iron, 2 sulfur cluster binding; oxidoreductase activity.
AUGGACAGAAUUCAUUUUAAAAUUAAUGGAGAAGAACAUUCAGUGGGAUGCGAGACUCGGUCGGACCUGUCCCUGCUGGAGUACCUGCGCGUGCGCUGCGAGCUGCGCGGCGUCAAGUACAUGUGCCGCGAGGGCGGCUGCGGCGCGUGCGUCGUCGCUGUUGCGAAGCCUGGCGAGAGGCAGCAUGCUGUCAACUCUUGUCUGGUAUCCAUCACAUCAUGCCAAGACUGGGAGAUAACGACCAUCGAGGAUGUCGGCAACCGUCUGAAGGGCUACCACCCCAUACAGGAGACCCUCGCCAAGCUCAACGGGACCCAGUGCGGGUACUGCUCGCCGGGUUGGGUCAUGUCUAUGUAUGGCCUCCUGCAGAGUAAAGAGAAGCUAACAAUGCUGGAGAUUGAGCAGUCUUUGGGCAGCAACAUCUGCCGAUGUACCGGCUACCGACCUAUCCUGGAGGCUUUUAAGAAAUUCGCCAGCGACGCGCCUAAGAAGGAAAUACUUGAUAUAGAAGAUCUCACUAUUUGUAAGAAAAGUGGUGAAUCAGGUUGUAAAAGGAAAUGCAGCGAAAGUGGCUGGUGCCUGAAUUGCCUGAUAGAGGCAGAAGAUCUGAAACUGCCUGAAAGGAUUAAGAUUGAGCUGAAAGACGGCAAGUCCUGGUUUGGAGUGCAGCUUCUUGCUGACGUCUUUGAAGUUCUGCAGAGGGAAGGAGAUGAUGACUACAUGCUAGUCGCUGGAAAUACUGCUAAAGGAGUCUACCCCAUAGAAGAAUUACCCCGAGUCCUUAUUGACAUGGGCAACGUCAAAGAGCUCAAAGGCUACCAUUUCGACCAAAACCUGAUGCUUGGGGCUGGCAACACUCUAACUGAGACCAUGGACAUAUUCGAAGAGCUGGCUAAUUCUGUGGACUACUUCUGGUAUUUGGAGAAAUUGAGGGAGUAUUUGAUGCUGGUUGCGCAUAUUCCUGUAAGAAAUUUGGGAACCAUCGCUGGCAAUUUAAUGACCAAGCAUAAGCACAAUGAAUUCCAAUCCGACAUAUUCCUUUUGAUUGAAACUGUUGGAGCAGACCUUACUAUUGUGGACCAUCACGGAAUUCACAAAACGGUGACGCCAGAAGAGUUCCUUCACGUGGAUAUGAAAGGGAAAGUCCUUUUGAACAUCCUGUUUCCACCUCUCAGUCGCUCUCAUAAAUUUGUGUCAUUUAAGGUAAUGCCGCGCGCUCAAAACGCUCACGCCAUAGUCAACGCUGCGUUUCUGUACAAGCUAAGCACACCAAAAAACGUCGUGUCUUCAGCUCGCAUGGUCUUCGGUGGACUUUCUUCAAAGUUUGUCCGCGCUAAGAAUACAGAGAAGUUUCUUAUUGGAAGACAGUUGUUCUCCAAUAAAACCCUGCAGGGCGCGAUCCAGGUCCUCAUGCAAGAACUAGUGGUGGUAGACAGCCCACCAGAACCUUCGGCCAAAUAUAGGAUGGAUCUUGCUGUCAAUUUGUUCUAUAAGGGCCUUCUGUCACUAUGCCCCGGCAGCACCGUGUCUCCUAAAUACGCAUCUGGUGGGAUCGUGCUGAGCAAAACCCGUCCGGUCUCCGACGGCAAGCAGGUUUACAACACCGACCAGACUUUGUGGCCGCUCAACCAGCCUGUUGAGAAGGUUGAAGCUCUUAUCCAGUGCUCUGGUGAAGCUCCAUAUACGGAAGACGUACCUGGCAUGGCACGCGAAGUAUUUGGCGCGUUUGUUCUGGCCAAAGUACCAGUCGGGGACAUUGAUAAUAUCGAUGCCACUGAAGCUCUGCAACACCCAGGCGUAUUAGCCUUCUACUCAGCAAAAGACAUUCCAGGCGUCAACUCCUUCACCCCAGGAGACAACGCUUUCUUCCUCGCCCAAGAAGAGGUAUUCUGCUCUGGCUCCGUCAAAUACAACGGCCAAGUCAUAGGACUCAUAGUAGCCGAAACCAGAACUAUUGCAGAAUACGCCUCCAAACUUGUUGAAGUCAGAUAUAAAAAUGUUCAAAAACCUGUCACUGAUAUAAAAGUAGCUAAGAAAGAUACAAACAGGGCUAAACUGGAGCAAGCAAUUCCGGCUACUAGUAAGGGAUCGGAUGUUGCUAAAGUGAUAAAAGGUGAAGAGACAAUGUAUCAACAGAAGCACUUUUGCAUGGAAGCGCUAGUGAGUGUGACAAAGCCAACGGAAGAGGGCAUGGAGGUGCAUUGUACUACGCAGCAUAUGGACGGGGUGCAGUAUAUGAUAUCGCGGGCUCUCAAGAUGCCGGAAAAUAAAAUAGACGUCCACGUUCGUCGCCUGGGCGGAGCGUACGGAAUAAAGAUCUCCCGAGGAAACCAGGUGGCAGUGGCUUGCGCUUUGGUUACCCAGAAGUUGAAUCGUCCAUGCAGGAUAAUACUAUCCCUUAAGACGCAGAGUCAUGCUGUGGGGAAGCGGCUACCAUGCUCUACUGAAUAUGAGGUAGCAGUAGACGCUACAGGCAGGAUCCAAUACUGCAACGAGAACCUGUACAUGGACCAUGGCUACAUCGUGGACGAGCCACUCAUGCUGGCCACACUGGACGUCUACAACAACUGCUAUGAGAAGGCGCGGUUCGACUAUAAAGUGUUCAAUGUGACGACGGACACUGCGAGUAAUACGUGGUGCCGGUCACCAGGAACUUUAGAAGCUAUUGCAUCAGCAGAAUUGAUUAUGGAGCGCAUCUCAUAUGAGUUAUCACAAGAUCCUUUUGAAGUGCGUUUACAGAACUUAGACCCAGCUUAUACAGAUCUGAAAGAUCAAGUAGAUAGGAUAAGGUCGGAUGGACAAUAUACUGAAAGAAGAGCGUUCAUUGAUAAGUUUAACAGUCAGAACAGGUGGAAGAAGAGGGGCUUGAGAGCUUCCUUCCUAAGAUGGCAACCUUUAGCUGGACAAUAUUUUGAUUUAACACUUUCAGUGUACCAUGACGAUGGGACUGUCACGCUUACUCACGGUGGAAUAGAAAUGGGUCAAGGCCUGAAUACGAAAACUGUUCAAAUCGCUGCACAUCUUCUGGGUUUAUCGCUUGAUAAAAUCCAAAUUAAAGGGAACAAUACGAUAAUAAAUCCUAAUGGGUUUAUAUCUGGGGGAAGUUUGACGUCGAUAAACAUUGGUAUUGGUGUUCAGAGAUGUUGUGAAGAGCUUCUAACCCGUUUGGAGCCAAUAAGGAAAGAAAAUCCAGAUGCGACUUGGGAAACGUUGAUAAAGACAGCGUUUAACGCUAACGUGGAUUUGCAGACGCAUGGGUUUGUGUCGAUGAGUGACACACAGGCUGUGAACGUGUAUGGUGUGACGCUGUCUGAGGUGGAGAUGGACGUCCUGACGGGAGAGUGGGAGGUGAUACGCGUAGAUGUGCUGGAAGACGCUGGACAGAGCGUUAGCCCUUCGAUAGAUGUUGGACAAGUGGAAGGUGCCUUCAUCAUGGGCCUAGGCUACUGGACGUGCGAGCAGCUGGUCAUCAACCCUGAAACUGGCGAGCUGCUCACGGACCGCACCUGGACCUACCACGUGCCGCAGGCCAGGGACAUCCCGCAGGACUUCCGCGUGUAUUUCCAGGACAAAUCUUACUCUGAGUCUAGGAUCCUUGGCGCUAAAUCAAUCGGUGAACCUGCAAUCUGCAUGUCAGUAUCGGUAGCUUUUGCACUCCGUGAAGCUAUCAUGGCUGCCAGGAGCGACGCUGGGCAACCAGCCAACCAAUGGCUUCAGAUCGAUGCUCCAUACACUCGCGAGAAAAUACAGCAGAACACGGCUACCGAGAUCAGUGAUUUUAAAUUGUAUUGACAUAAGUUUACUCUUUAUUUUAUGUUUAAUUUAAUAAAUAAAAUUAAUUGAUAGCUACGCUUGUGUUUCUAUUUUGUUAUAUUUUCCCUGCUUGUGUAAUAUUUAGGCAUCGUAGCUUUUCCAGCAAUUUUGGUGCAAAUUCAUUCAGCAAAUUCUCGCGUUUAAGUAAUCCAUACUAAUAUUAUAAAG